Prunus armeniaca (apricot) is the source of this 555-nucleotide messenger RNA. Lineage: Eukaryota; Viridiplantae; Streptophyta; Magnoliopsida; Rosales; Rosaceae. The record is from the annotation of a GenBank genome assembly.
AUGGACAGGCAGAAUCAAGUAACAAGAACUUCAAAGAGAGAUGCAACUGGCAUGACCCCAUAUGCUCUAACCUAUGGUCAUGAUGCGACUCUGCCUAUGGAAAUAGCAGUCAAAUCUCUCAGAAUUGCUCAGCAACACAAUUUGGUUGGAGAAGACUAUUCUCAAGCAAUGCUACUAGGACUAGAAGGUUUGGAUACCAACAAAAUUGAUACCCUCAACAAACUCUUAGCAGGGAAACAGGCUGUAUCAAGGGCCUACAACAAAAGAGUUAAAAACAAGAGUUUUGAAGAGGGAGAAAUAGUCUGGAAAGCAGUUCUACCCCCUAGAACACACAUAGCUGGUUAUGGAAAAUGGUCACCCACAUGGGAAGGUCCUUUCAUAAUCAAGAAAGUCCUUGGAUUGGGGGCAUACAGAUUACAGGAUCGAUAUGGAGACAUCCAUGCAGCACCAAUCAAUGGUAAAUGGUUGAAAAAGUUCUAUCCAGCUAUGUGGGAUUCAGACACAGUCCAAACAGAUCCUGCAAUUAAAGGGGAACAAGAUGGAAAUGUUGUUUAA